UUCGCUGUUUCGCGCGACAACAGUGAUCAUGCGACAUAAGUGCUGCUGCAUAGCUGCGAUAUUCUGGAACCAUUUCGUAAGGCAUUACUUAACGUGUUUGUCGGCUAGGGUACUGGCAUAUAAUGUAUCUUUAUUAUGUCCUGCAUUGUUUGAUAACUACACUAUUUUCUUGCAUAAUAUGAUGCGAUACAUAUGUUUUCAGUUUGCAUAUGGUAGCGCAUAACUGCUAUAUCACUAUUUAUUUUUUUAAUGUAUAUUCACUUUAUUUAUUUAUUUUAUUGAAUAUCCAUUAUUCAUUAUAUUAUUUACAUAUAUAUAGAAUUCAGAACUAUGGGCACGAGCGACCGUUGUCCAGUGCCGAGUGAAAGUGCAGCAAUGAACCGCUAUUUCCACAACAUGGGUCACUCCCUGCUCUCAUACCGCACUCCCGAUCAUUCUGCCGCCGUAUCGCAAGCACAGCUGGACGACGAUACAAAUCCCUUAUUUAUUUCCGCUGUUAGAAUAUUUUUAGAAUAUGUCAGAGAAAAACACGGUGUUACCAGUCCGGAAAAAUGUUCCCUGGAUCAGCUGAUAAUGUUUCUGGGUGAAUUUCAAGAAACGGCUAAAACGAAGAAAGGCGAGCGCUACAGUCCAUCAACGAUUCGUGUUAUACGCUAUUCACUCAAUCGAGUAAUAGCGUUGGGUAAGAGCCAGCAAGAAAUGCGACCCUACCCGGCACAAAACGCUGCUGGCCGGAAAAGAAAGAAAAACGAUGAAAGUCGGUCGACUUUGACAACCGUUUUACCAUCUGCUGGUUCGUGUUCGGAUGAUGUACAUUUUGUUCGACAAUCGCCUCCACGACUAUUUGGUUUGCCGUAUAACACCGCUACCGAAGUAGAAUCCUUUUCGGCCUACGAAAAGUUGUCAAAGCCACAUCCGCUGCAUUCGUUCAGCAAAACAAUACCGGUCGACGAAGUCUACUCGGGAAAAUUUGAGGAUCUGGAAAUAUUUCGACGAUGGCUUUUAAAACAACGCAUUCAGCCAACCUUUGAAAAUUUGACUCCUUUGAAAUUAAGCGACUACUUGACCAUAUUCUUUCGGUCAAAUGCGCAUAGCGGGGCGAUGGAUCCAGAAGUACGCGAACUGCUCGUCAGAUUCCGUGCUGCCAUAUCCGGCUACUUACAAAGAAACGGGAUAGACUUUGAAAACGACAGGGUUUAUGAGCCAGCUCGCGAAGCCUAUCGCGCAUCCAUGAGGUCAACCGGUUCACCCAAAUACGAAGCAGUUAAACGCCAAAAGAAGGCUGAGGCCCUCCAGCAGGUGCCGAAAUCGUUGCACAUCGGUACUGAAUGGCUGGAGAUGCCGACAGAAUUCAUCAAAAGCCUGUACCGCACCGGUACUCUGUCGACCAGCAGUGCCGUGGCUCUGCAGCGCAAAGUCUGGUUCGAGCUGACCAUGUUCUUUCGCAGUAUACCUUGCUGCCCUGAUCAGAUCUUUUGGACGAAAAACACUUUCAAAGUGGCCAUCGGCGAGCACAGUGUGAAGUACAUUGAACUGAAUCCGGAAAUGUACAGCCGCUACGGGAAUGCCAUGGAAAGGCGGGGCCAGGACGGUCGCAUCAUGGUGGAGCGCAAGGGGUCACCUUUAUGUCCGGUCGCGUCAUUUGAAUUGUAUCUGUCCUGCCUGGAUCCGUGCAAUGAGUGUCUCUUUCCUCCGGUCCUUCUCAACACCGCGCCAUCCAACGCGGAUGUCAAACCAACGCCGACGGUGGCGCGCAACAGCAUCUUGUACGGCAAAAGGUCUCUCACCAGCGAAAUCCUGUCGGAGAUGAUGGCAAACAUUGCGACUGCUGGACGCAUACCGUUUCGGUUUAGCAAUCCGAGCGUGGCCGCAACUGACCACUUGGCUUGGCUGAGGGCGGUAACCGCCGUGGAGCUGGAGGUGACGUGUGCGACCGAAAUGCCGUCCGCCAGCCCGGAGGAGGCAGUCAGUCCAUUCGUACGCAAUAGUGUGGCAGGUGAAGUGGGCGUCAGCAGUCCGCGCCAGUCGGUCAUUCAGUCGGCUCGCAAAUUCAGUCAGAUGUCCAGUUGCGUGUCGGAUGCCGCUUUCUCUGCAUCGCCGCGAUCGAAUAGUCCGCUGGCGUCCGAUCGUAGUACGUGCUCGUCGGGCGAACGCGAUAACCGUUCCAACCACAGCACCGAGGAAGUGUGGAACAAGAAAACGAAACUGUUGCGGUAUGUUGAGGAAGCAAAAAAGACCGAGGCGAUCGACGAGGUGUCCGUGCACGAUGGAUAUUCAGAGAGUUCGGCCGAAUGUGUCAGAGAAUUUCUUGGAAAAUGGUGUAGCGAGAGAGACUUCCAACACAUGUUGGAACAUAACCGCAACGAGCUGGAUUCGCUGAUAUACAACAACCUUGUCAAAAAAAUCGGAGAGGGAUGCUUUAACGAUCGCAACGAAGUCGUCGAUUUCCGCUCUAGACUGUCUUCUCUCCUGUCUAAAGCAUCCGGCAACAGGAAUGUCGAUGGCAUGUCCGCGCAAUGUUGGCCGGUGAAAACGUUUGCAUUGCUGCAAACGCUCUUGCAAGACAGAACUCGCGCAGAGGCGGAAGUGAAAAUGAUGGAGAAUCACAAGAAAAGUCCGGUGAUCAUUAAAACGGAGCCAGUAGACAUUUGGAUGAUACCGAGCGACAUCUCCCACAGCAGUAGUUCGGAUAAUAUGAACUCGCCGCAGCACAGUUCACCGACAUAUCGGACGGAAACAAAUUCGGAUAUCAUGGUUAUCGUGCGCCCACAGAUCAGUAUUAUCGAUAAUGUUGGUGCUUUGGCCGACAUCGAGUAUCAAGCGGCUUUUGACCGACGGAUCAAAUCGGAAGUGGAAAAGGCAAUCCAGAACGUCGACUGGAACGCUGCCGUCGACCAUGCGAUUCGCACUGCUAGAUCUCAGCUUUCCAAGCCGGUGUUUGAAAACGGAAAUCGCAACCCUGCACAUCAAUCGGAAUCUCGUGGUAUUACUCUCCCAAAAACAGAAAACUCGAAUUCCCGCAGUCCAGCAGCAAUGGAAUCGGAAGAGUUUAUGGGACAAUUAUCGAAAGAAAUGAUGGAGGAAGUGUAUCAGGAUGUCUGCUGCAAUUCACCAGCGGCAUCCACGAAAACCGAUCGCAAACUAAUUGCACCGUCAAAACUGAUCAGAAGACGUUCAUCUUCUCUGUCCGUCCCACAACAAAAUUCACCUGCAUUAUAAAUUUUAAACAGUUGCACACUUUAUGCACAAGAGAGUUGUAAAAAUAUAUGGAUUUUGAUUUUUUCUUAUAGUUGCUUUGAUUCGCCGCUUUCUUUUGAGUUAUGACCGUAAAGUUAUACGACAUUCCAUCCUUCUAGAUAAUUUAUUUUUUGGUUUAGGUGAUUGCAUUUUUGUUGAAUCAGCUGCAUCAGAUCGCGAUCUGCUGUAAGAGUUCGAGUAUGUACUGCUGUAAAAGCACCGAUAUAUAUUUUUUAAGUCAUUGUUUGCACUUGGAAAUCUUUUUCGGCACCUGGUUUUCGUUCUAACACAGAGAAUUAUAUGGAAUAGUUUCAUA
This is a messenger RNA of Paramacrobiotus metropolitanus, 3553 nucleotides long. RefSeq lists its product as uncharacterized. Lineage: Eukaryota; Metazoa; Tardigrada; Eutardigrada; Parachela; Macrobiotidae. The record is from RefSeq and is a predicted model, not a curated record. The transcript is spliced from 5 exons. Bases 331 to 3219 code for a protein of 962 amino acids.